AUGGCUCGUUUUGCAGCGGUAGCUACUCCAGAGUUUGACAACAUUGACAACACGUUGCCGGCCACUUUGGAGCAUUUACAGAGAGCUGAAUCGACCAUUUGCCGGCCCACACUCUGGCACAACGCCAGGAUAUUCCCCCCUCGUAUCGGUGCAGCCGUGGGUCCUACGCCACCGGCAACGGAGAGAAUCAUCAAGCCCCGCGGUCGCAUCGCUUCCACAAUGCGAGAAUAG
This is a messenger RNA of Aspergillus eucalypticola CBS 122712, 231 nucleotides long. RefSeq lists its product as uncharacterized. The transcript is spliced from 2 exons. NCBI's taxonomy places the organism in Eukaryota, Fungi, Ascomycota, Eurotiomycetes, Eurotiales, Aspergillaceae. The record is from RefSeq and is a predicted model, not a curated record. Bases 1 to 231 code for a protein of 76 amino acids.